This is a messenger RNA of Trichosurus vulpecula (common brushtail), 747 nucleotides long. Its product is annotated as trypsin-like. The record is from RefSeq and is a predicted model, not a curated record. The transcript has 5 exons. Gene Ontology annotation, biological process: proteolysis. NCBI's taxonomy places the organism in Eukaryota, Metazoa, Chordata, Mammalia, Diprotodontia, Phalangeridae. Gene Ontology annotation, molecular function: serine-type endopeptidase activity. Bases 1 to 747 code for a protein of 248 amino acids.
AUGAACCCUCUUCUGAUCCUGGCUUUUGUUGGAGCAGCUGUUGCUUUCUCCACUGAUGAUGAUGAUAAGAUCAUCGGGGGCUAUACCUGUGCGGCUAACAGCCUUCCCUACCAGGUGUCCCUGAAUUGGUAUGGUAUACAUCUCUGUGGUGGCACCCUCAUCAAUGAACAAUGGGUGGUGUCAGCUGGUCAUUGCUACGAAUCCAAACUUCAGGUGAGACUGGGAGAGCAUAACAUAGAGGUCCUUGAGGGAAAUGAGCAGUUCAUAGAUGCAGCAAAGGUCAUCCGCCACCCAAACUACAAUUCAAGGACUGCAGAUAAUGACAUCCUGCUGAUCAAGCUGAAAACCCCAGCUGUCCUCAAUAGUUAUGUGGCCACCAUCUCCCUGCCCAAGUCCAGUCCAAGUACAGGCACUCAAUGUCUCAUCUCUGGUUGGGGAAACACUGCUAUCUUUGGUGCUGACUACCCAGACCUUCUGCAGUGUUUGGAAGCUCCCAUUCUGUCUGAUUCUGAUUGCACUAAAUCGUAUCCUGGUCAAAUCACAUCAAACAUGAUCUGUGUUGGCUACCUGGAGGGUGGCAAGGAUUCCUGCCAGGGUGACUCAGGUGGCCCUGUAGCAUGUAACGGAGAACUCCAGGGUAUUGUCUCCUGGGGUUAUGGCUGUGCUCUGAAGAAUUAUCCUGGUGUCUACACCAAAGUCUACAACUAUGUGGACUGGAUUGAGGCAACUAUUGCUGCCAAUAGCUAA